CUCAUGUACUUAAAUAGAACAUUUUUGUUUUUCCGGAUGUUGGUAGCGAGUAGCUCUUCGUAACAAUUGUUCCAGCCAAGCAUUGCGGACACCCUUGGAUUAUGUACAACCGAAACCGGACACCAAAUGCGCACUACAACUGCACGCCGAAUGAGCGCUUCCCAUCCAGGCUGUCACUGACAUCCACACCCACGGAACAAUACCCAAACUACCUUUUAUCGCCUUAUGGGUCCCCGUCCUUUGACCCGGGUACUCGAAGCACUCCAGCUUUCCAUCAGUCUUUGCGGUUUGUUGGAAGCCCCCGCCCUCCAGCUGCAGCUUCUUUCAACGCACCUCCCGCCCAUUUUAUGCCUUACCCGUGCGCAAGCCCUGUUGAUCAGUCCUCCGGUUAUCCAUCUAUUUACAACUCCCCGAUGUGCCCGCCAAGCUUCCGUUCCAACUAUUCUCAGAACAGCAUCGCGACUCCGUCUUAUAUGUCUGCUCGCGAGCAGCUCAACAACUCGAUGGAUGCUACUCCAAGUAGUUUCCGUGGUGGCAGGAGCUCUUUCCUAUCUUCUAGACAUGACCGCAGUACUUCGAGUCCUCAUGUGGGUUGGAUUACCCGUGCCCUGUCAGAUCCAUGGGCUGAUAUUAUCCCAAAACAGGCACCAGAAACCGGUUAUUGUCUGGUUUCCAGACCGUUGGCUCAGCGCCAUACGGUUUUAUUCGCACCACGGCAGCUUCGUCGCAAAGCUGGUGAGGAGCCAGUAGAUGAAACGAGCCUUGAUCCAAAACGAAUGUCGCUUGAAGAAUUUGAUGGUGUGAUCGAUGGGGACUCGCUGCCUUGUUUUUCAGAGCUCACGAAUUCGAAUGCAGAAUGA
Molecule: messenger RNA, 860 nt
Organism: Opisthorchis viverrini
Lineage: Eukaryota; Metazoa; Platyhelminthes; Trematoda; Opisthorchiida; Opisthorchiidae
Exons: 3
Coding region: 102-860 (252 amino acids)
Source: RefSeq, a predicted model, not a curated record